This is a messenger RNA of Linum tenue, 1465 nucleotides long. The record is from the annotation of a GenBank genome assembly. NCBI's taxonomy places the organism in Eukaryota, Viridiplantae, Streptophyta, Magnoliopsida, Malpighiales, Linaceae.
AGAGCAUCACACGCCGCACCUUAAACUACUAAGUUCUAAACAUCACACGAGCAUUUAGCUGGCAUUCCUCUCUCUGGUUCAGUUCAUGGACGCUACUCUAAUUCGGAUAACGUCCUCAUUUCUGCCCAAGCAUCGUCCCAAUUCGGUCUCUCGAUCCUCGCUAUGCUCCCGCAGUUGGAUCAACUCGAAUAGGAUGCUGCUUUACCACAAUUACUCCAGCGCCAGUUUCACGGUGGCGGGAACCGGCAGCGGAGGAGGAGAGGAGCCGGUGGCUUUGGACGAGUCGGCGUACGAGGCGGAGAGGUUGCGGCUGGACGCGCUGGCGCGGCAGUCGAUGGCCGAAGCUUCGGCGAGGGAGACGAUGGAAGCGGACGACGGCGGAGAGGCGGAGGAUCCGAAAGCUUGGAAGUGGAUAAUCCGGAAGCGGGUCUGGGAUCUGAUGGAGGCCCGGAACUUCGCUCAGAAUCCCCGACCCGUCCACCACCGGAUCCCCAACUUCGUCGGAGCUUCGACAGCCGCUCAAAAGCUGGGCGAGUUAGAAGAGUUCCAAAGGGCGAGUUGUGUGAAGGUAAACCCGGAUUCACCUCAGAAACAAGUCAGGUUCCUAACCCUUUCUGAUGGGAAGAAGCUGCUAACUCCUCAACCUCGGUUGAGAACCGGGUUCUUCUCGGUGCUGGAUCCUCAUUCCAACACCGGGUUGAAUCCUAGUACCAUGCUCGAGGCGUGUACAUCCGUUGGAGCUGCGAAAUACGGGAGGCCGAUUGGGUUGGAUGAGAAGAUCAAGGUGGAUCUUAUCGUCAUUGGUUCGGUUGCUGUUGAUCCCACCACCGGAGCUCGACUUGGCAAGGGCGAGGUAGGGAUUCGCAGAGCUCGAGUAUGGAAUGCUGCGGUAUAUGGGGGCCAUUGAUGACUCGACGCCGGUUGUCACUUCAGUGCACGAUUGCCAAUUGGUCGACGAUAUCCCAAUAGAUAAACUGCUGAUCCAUGAUGUCCCUGUCGACAUUAUAUGUACGCCAACACGAGUCAUAUUCACAAACACAAGGAUCCCAAAGCCUCAAGGGAUCUACUGGGAUAAAUUGUCUCCAGAGAAACUCGGCCAAGUUCGGAUACUCAGAGAGCUCAAGAGACGAAUCGAGAAGGAAACUGGACACAAACUUCCUACUGGACCAUCAGAGAAACUACCCCCUACCGCUCAGCGGAAGAAACGCAGAUAAGAGUUCUGUAAUGAAGCCAUUUCUGACUCCAGCUUAAAGUGCCACUCCUGGUGUACAAUGAACUGAAGAAAUUUGGUACACUAGUAGUUGAAACGAUUCUGUAUUGUACGAAAAUUGUUUCUUCUAACAUUAUAUAAUAGAGACAAGGAAAUACACGAAAGAACAUUAUAUGUAGAUGAGGGUGUGAAGGACUUGGAAGCAAAUAAAAAGAUGCAGAUGCACUGAGUACUUACCUCCUUACUCAACCCCUU